AAACGACGCUAACCCUGACGUCAAUCCCCUAGCAACUGCGAGAAGGUUUAUAAAAAGACCUUGUUUUAGUUAGCUUUGUGUUAAUUAGCCCGUUGUUGGCUAUUAACAAAGUCAAAGUAAUUUUUUCAUCGUCUCAAGCCGGUAACGGUAUUUUAUUUACGUGUUUUAAACGUGGUGCAUAUGAACAGCGUACCACGAGCACUACUUACACCUAACUGAAAAAUGACCUCGUCACAAUAGUAACUUAUGUGUUGCAAUAGUAGCUAACUAUCGCCCGCUAAGCUAAUGAGCUAGGAAGAAUUGACAGGUUUUUUAUCUAUUUUGUUAUCAACGUCGGCUUUAUUCACGGCUGGACAUCAGGGGAUGAUAUGCAGACUUCAGAUGAUCCCUAUGAGAAUUUCAUUCUGCAGCACUUAAAGCAUUAUGGACUUUUUACAGGCCAGAGAUCCACGUUUCUGCGGAGAAAUGUUUCAGAAGGCAGACUAUGGGACAGCAGUCUUGAUUCCGUGGCCACAGAUGUCCACCAUUCAACUGCUGACAGCACAGACAUGGAUGAGGAACAACCACAGGCACAUCAGGGACAAUUCUCUUUCAACAUGGAGAAAUAUCUCAGAACCAGACAGCUGCUAAUUGACCUUGAUGGGGAAAGACCUAUCCCACGCCUGAGGGAACCACUGGACCUCUUUUCCAUCCCUUCCAUUUCCCAUCCCUUCCAGGGUGUUCGCUGGCCGAUCGAAUGUGAAGUUAUCUGCGACAAAAUCCAUCAUAUAGAAUGGGAUCCUCCAGAACCAGAACCAUUUUAUCAACAGACAGGAAAUGAGCAAACCCCGAUGUCGGUGGGAGAAGAAAAGGGAAACACUGUUUAUUGUGUAGACUCUGCUACAAAAAUGUCCUACUUUACUCGAUCCCGUGUUGGUGGCAGCAGGAAGUAUAUAAAGAAUUUCACAUCUUCUGCCGACAGCCAAGAGACACCUACCCUAUCUUUUGAGUCCAGAUUUGAAAGUGGUAAUCUUCAAAAAGCAGUUAAAGUUGGUCCUUAUGACUAUGAGCUCACUUUGCGCAAUGACAUGUACACCACAAAGCACACACAGUGGUUUUACUUCCGCGUGAAGAACAUGAAGGCCGGUGUCACAUACCGUUUCACGAUUAUCAACCUGAUGAAAUCCAGCAGUCUGUAUGAAGCAGGCAUGCAUCCACUGCUGUACUCCGAGCUUGGUGCUUGUCUGAAGGGAGAGGGUUGGUACCGUGCAGGCAACAACAUUCGGUAUUACCGGAAUCAGAGUGAAAAAGAGGGCAAACCGCUCUACUCACUCACCUGGACACUGGAGUUUCCUCAUGAAAAUGAUACCUGCUACUUGGCCCACUGCUACCCAUACACCUACUCAGACCUGCAACACUAUCUGCAAGGUGUGGUCUCAGACCCAGCUCGGGCAAUGUACUGUAAAGUGCGGGUGCUGUGUCGAAGCUUGGCAGGAAACUCGGUGUAUGUCCUGACCAUUACUGCACCCUGUGGCACUUGGCAAGAGCGAAGAAACAGGCGAGCAGUGGUUGUAACAGCACGGGUGCAUCCAGGAGAAACAAAUAGCUCAUGGAUGAUGCAAGGCUUCUUGGAAUUUCUGUUGGGAAAAUCACCUGAUGCACAUCUACUGAGGGAAACCUUUGUUUUUAAGAUAGUGCCAAUGCUGAACCCUGAUGGUGUAGUGGUCGGGAACUACCGCUGCUCACUAGCAGGCCGUGACAUGAACCGCAACUAUCAUACUCUACUCAAGGAGUCGUUCCCCUGUGUAUGGUACACUCGCAACAUGGUGAAGCGGUUGCUUGCUGAGAGAGAAGUUGUGUUAUACUGUGACCUUCAUGGCCACAGCAGAAAAAACAAUGUAUUCAUGUAUGGUUGCACUGAUCGUAAGGAUACCUCACUACAUCUUCAGGAGCGAAUCUUCCCUCUGAUGAUGAGCAAAAACGCCAAAGACAAGUUCUCCUUCAGGAGUUGUAAGUUUAAGAUGCAGAAAGGCAAAGAAGGCACCGGUCGCAUUGUAAUGUGGAGGCUCGGCAUCAGAAACAGCUAUACUAUGGAGUCCACCUUCGGAGGCUCCAGUUUAGGAGGCAGGAGAGGAACUCACUUCUCUGUAGGGGACCUGAAAUCUAUGGGCUACCAUUUUUGUGAUACCCUCCUUGACUUCUGUGACCCAGACCAAACCAAGACUGAAAAUUGUCUAAAGGAACUGGGGGCUAUGCUGAAGCAGGAGAUCAGGCGGAAGCUGGGCAGGGAUGUGGAUUGCCUGGAAAGCAUCUCUGAUGUGGACAUUGAGUCCAGUACAAGUGGAUCAAAUAGCACAGACUCAGAUGGUCUACCUGUUCAUCUUUUAAACUGCCCAGACCAGGACACAAAAGUCAAGAAGAAGCAUUUACGGAGCAGAAAAGAAAGGAAUAGAUUAAGACAGCAGGGAGCACAGAGUGCAAAAUCCAAGAUCCUUCACAGAGAAAACAAAAACACAGAUACAAUAACAUCAAAUGAAGAUCUAGUGACUGAAAGAAUCCAAGAAAAAACAAUAAGUCCAGUGAAAGAGGGCAAGGACAAGAAACCAAAUGCACAGUUAGCAAGGCUUAAUCAGUCUGGAAGGACCUGGAUCCCACAUCCCAUUCCACGUGUCAGUCUUGCUGGCCAUGAGACUUUUUGGGAGGACAAGAAAGACAAGCAUAGCUUAGGUUACUCUUCGACCUUAUUAGAUGAGAUGGGAGGGUCAGUAAAUGACUCCCAGAGGCAAACACAGCACCAGCCCCUGAUUGUCAAUGCAGUUCGCCACAGAUUAUCGUGUCUGCCAAUUCAGCAGUUCCCCAUGCUUUUCAACAAGGAUGUCAGAGCAUACCCAGGAAUGAGAGGAAGGUCCUCUGUUUCAAAAGUUGCACUGCAUAGGGUUGUUCCCGAGUUCAUUUCCAUUAAAGGAUUACAGCUCAGCCGCUCAGCCUACUCCUCUCCGGCCCACACGGUCAACCAGCACAAUCUCAGGCAGAAAAGAACACCACAGUCAACCAAAGUUUCACUUGAAUCCUACAUGCCUGAAAUACCAAAUACUAUGGGCACCCUGAGGACCAGUCAUAAAAGAAACACACUAGGUCUGGCAGUACUGGAGACUGAGCAGUACUGUGAAGCAGCGCAACUCAAUAAACAAGAAAGAGGGGACUACUCCUUUUUUCCUGAUCUAAGAAGCAGUAACAAGCCAGACAAAAGCAGUAGGAGAUCCUCAGAUGUACAGGCUGAACUCAGAGCUCUAAGGCUAGAGAAAUUAAAUGGUGUGCAUGAAGAUGCAGCUUCAUCAGGCAGCUGGAGCAGUGAAGGUUGGUAUACACCGAUCAGGCAUAACAUCAUGAACACUGAGAGGUGCCGUGAAUAACACUGAUGAUCUCAUCAUGGCACCUGUUAGUGGGUGGGAUAUAUUAUGUCCUGAAAGUUGAUGUGUUAGAAGCAGGAAAAAUGGACAGGUGUAAGUUUGACGAGGGCCAAAUUGUGAUGGCUAGACCACUGGAUCAGAGCAUCUCCAAAACUGCAGCUCUCGUAUCCUUUAAGACCUGUAAGUCCCAUGGAAGUCCCACCUCAGAACUUAAAGGACUUAAAGGAUCUGCUGCCAACAUCUUGGUGCCAGAUACCACAGCAUACCUUCAGGGAUCUACUGGAUCCAUGCCUCGAUGGGUCAGAGCUGUUUUGGCAGCAAAAGGGGGACCAACACAAUAUUAGGCAGGUGGUCAUAUUGUUAUGCCUGAUCAGUGUACAGUGCCUAGUAUAUCUAUAGUUUCUCCCCUUUGACAUAAGCAAAAAUGAUCAGAUUCAGCCUACAUUGUUUAUACACUAUAUGGCCAAAAUUUUUUGGACACCUGAACAUCAUACCCACAAGUACCUUGGGUGUUUCGGUUUGUAACACCGGUUUUAUGACCAGCGUACAAAAGUACAGAAUAUUAUAAGUCAUUAUCAUUCAUCCACUGGUCACUUACAUUUGUGAUGGCCAAGAGAUACGCAUAACAUGGCAAGGACACUUUAUAAGCUGCUCAAAUGAGUCCCAGUAACAA
Molecule: messenger RNA, 4062 nt
Organism: Hemibagrus wyckioides
Lineage: Eukaryota; Metazoa; Chordata; Actinopteri; Siluriformes; Bagridae
Gene: agbl2
Product: AGBL carboxypeptidase 2
Exons: 22
Coding region: 369-3392 (1007 amino acids)
Biological process (GO): proteolysis
Molecular function (GO): zinc ion binding; metallocarboxypeptidase activity
Source: RefSeq, a predicted model, not a curated record